AUGCAGGCCGCUUGUGCAACCAUCGCUUCUCCGGAGUCAUACGAUCCCGUAGGAAUAGGUGAAGAAGAAGAUCAAGCGCAAUAUAUCGAUGCGAUGGCAGGAUACGCGAAUCCGACAAAUGAGUUACUCAAGGAAGCGGAAAAGGUGUUUGUAAAGAACGCAAUGGUGGCAAAUAUCAUCAGUAUCGGAUCAGGGAAACCUCAGAUAGACCAACAAAAUAUGAAUCUGAACGAUGCACUCAGAAGAGCCAUAACAGAUACCGAAAGAGUGCAUAAUGACAUUCAAAAUCGCCUCCAUGAUCUUGGAAUCUAUUUUCGAUUCAACGUAGAUGGCAUAUUGCCUAUGAAAAACCUUGUUGGAAAGACCACGAGAGUGCAGACGGCGGCGUAUUUAGAAGAGGCAGCCAAUAGUAAAAGAAUGGAUGAAGCCGUCACAUCCAUCCAAGAGCGUAACGGAAUCAAGAAUUUGAAAGAACUCAGUACGUGUAUUAAUCUUAAACCAAAACUGUAUCUGACGUCUCUCCUAGAUUCAAUCACCGCCGUGGAGGUAAAAUAUAAACAGAGGCCCGCCGUCGUAUCAUUCUUCGUAGGGCGACAAGAUAUCCUCGACCAUCUCCAUGAAACACACAUCGAAAAGCCUGAGCCGGAAGGUGAAUACCCAACUAUAAGUGUUCUUGUCGGCCUUGGUGGCUCGGGAAAGUCACAAAUAGCACUACAGUUUGCCAAGCAAUUCGAGAAAAUUUCAGAGCAGCGGAUAAAAGAAGACUAUCAGGCAAUCAUUCGUUCGCGCGGCCCUGCAUAUCGCUCUUCAACCUACGAAGGGGCCCUUGAGUGGCUCGCUACUACAGAUCAACCAUGGCUGAUCAUAGCGGACAAUGCUGAUGAUCCCUCAAUUGACUUGCAUCCUUUUCUACCUCAGUGCUCUCGCGGGCAUUUCAUCAUCACAAGCCGGAAUACGAAUCAGAGUCUGAUGGCUCAAACACAUGCUUAUCAUACAGAAGCACUAGAGUCGGAAGAAUCAGUUAAACUACUACUCAAUAUCUCGGGCUAUGAAGAGAAUGAUCUCAAUGCGAGCCAUGCCAGAGAAAUUGUCAAGGUGCUAGGUCAUCUCCCUCUCGCAGUCGUCCAAGCGGCUGGCUACAUUUUUAAACACAAGUACCUCUCAUCUUAUCUCGAGAUCUACAACGAAAGUAAAGAGGAUAUCUUGUCUCAAAGGGCAAAAGAGCUUCCACAUGGUUACGACCUCUCUGUCGCGACCACCCUCGAAAUGUCAUUCAACAAACUUUCUGCGAAUACAAAGGCGGUCCUCCGUAUCCUAUCCUUCCUUCAGAAUGCAUCUAUCGCGCAUAAAAUCAUCGUAGAUGCGGCAAAGAACAGGUUCUUCUAUGCAUCUGGAAAAGCCAAGGAAGCAGAUAACGAGAGACUGGAUGAGAUCAAGCAGGAGUCUGAAGAGCUGUGCAAAGUCUUUUGUCCGAAAGGAAAAUGGUCGGAAGCCGAGUUCUACAAAAUCAUCGAGCCCUGUUUCCAAUACUCCCUCCUUCAUUCGACAGUAUCGGAGGAUGAUCAGAAAUUCUAUUCGAUGCAUAUACUCGUCAAAAGCUGGUUACAACUGCAAUCAUCUCCUAGUGAUCAAAUCUCCUCGAUGCGCCUAUCUCGAAGGAUGCUUUUAGCAGUCAUAAAGGAGAGCUCGACUUAUGAGUAUCUUGGCCUCUAUCAAAUGCUUCUACCGCAUCUUAGCGCAUUUUCCGGAUCUCCUCUCGAUUUCGCCACCGAUGAUUUUUUAUUGUACGAGGUCUUCUUAGAAACAGGAGAUCCCCUAACUGCAGACUUGCACCUCACUGCUUAUAUUGAAAUGGCGAGAGGUCGGGUCCAAUGGGAUGCUCCUGAAUGGUUGGAGGCCCUGUGUGAGCGGACGUGGUCCUUAAUUGUGCUCGGACGUCACCAUGAUGCUUCAAAGGCCGGUGCGGAAGCCACAGAAUUAUGUAUCAAAGCUCUAGGCCAGGACAAUCCUAGAACUUUGAGUUCAAUGAAUGAUUUAGCAUUGAGCUAUAGUAACUUGGGAGAGUAUCAGAAGGCGCGAGAGAUGGACGAAGAUAUUCUGGCGAGACGUAAAAGCGUAUUAGGGCCAGAGCAUUCGGAUACUCUCACAUCCAUGAACAACCUUGCCCUCGACUACAUUAAUCUCCUACAGUACGAAGAUGCACAGAAAUUGAAUGAAGAGACUCUAGCAUUACGCAAGAGGCUAUCCGGUCCGGAGAACCCAGAUACUCUUCUAUCCCUGAGCAAUCUAGCUUGGACUUACAGCAACCUAGGGUUUUACGAAAAGGCCAUAGAAAUGAACGAAGAAACGAUAUCCCUACGCAAGAAAGUCCUGGGACCAGAGCACCCGGACACUCUCUUCUCCUUGAGUAAUCUUGCCUUGAACUAUCUAGAGUUCGGACAGGAUGAGAAAGCUCGAGAUAUUGAAGAAAAAACGCUAUUAAUACGCAAAAGAGUCCUCGGCGCAGAGCAUACGGACACACUUGUGUCUAUGAGUAACCUUGCAUGGGCUUACAGUAAUUUAGGGCAGCAUGUCAAGUCUCGAGAGAUCAAUGAAGCAACACUGGCUUUGCGCAAGAAAACUCUGGGACCGGAGCACCCGGAUACGCUUCAGACUAUGAACAAUCUGGCCGUAAACUAUGUUGACCUCGAGAUGUACGCAAAAGCUUGCGAGGUUAACAAGGAGGUCGUAGAGUUACGUAGGAGAGUGCUUGGUCCGGAGCACCCCCACACUCUCCUAAGUAUGGCAAAUCUUUGUGUAAACUAUAUCGACAUGGGGAGCUACAAGGAGGCGCAAGAAAUAGGAGAAGAGACCUUAAAGUUACGCCAAAAGGUUCUAGGUCCUGAUCAUUCCGAUACUCUCUUCAUAGCUAAGGAGCUAGAGCAGCUACAUGCUCGUCAAUCGGAAUUCACUGAGCUGAGUCGGCGCUUAGUUCGUUCCGAAUUGGGAUCGAGAAUCACAAGGACGCAGAGUGGCUUUGAGCGUAGCCUCACACCUUCAACUGCACCACACUUGAUUGUAAUCCCAGGGAAAAAUGGUGGAGUGAACCCACUCUCUGCACUCUACAUCAUCGAUGAAAUGCUACAACGGCUAAAAUUUGACAUUGAAUUUGACGAGGACCUUCGAGCUUGCGACUGGUUUGAUAUGAUCAUUGGAAGUGGCAACGGCGGGAUUGUCGCUCUUCUCCUUGGUCGACUAAGAAUGACAGCAUCCCAGGCGAUCAAAGCAUGCAACUCCCUUGUCACCGUGCUAGUAACUGCACCAGCAGAGAAAAAAAAAGAAAGAGAGUUGAAUAGAGAAAAUUUCUCCGCUAUGUUCGAGAAGGUCUUGGUGGAAGCAGGUUACGAUGUGAGCAAACCGAUGCGUGUUGGUGUAGGAGGAAAUGGCAUUUGCAAGUUCAUUCGUUCCUACUCGACUCGCGGUAUGAAUACUCCAAACUGUACCAUCUUGCAAGCUGCCUGUGCAACAAUUGCCUCACCUGAUUCCUACGAGCCGGUCACAAUUGGAGAGGAAGACGAUCAAAUCGAAUGCAUAGAUGCAAUGGCUGGAUAUGCGAAUCCGACAAGUGAGCUACUCAAGGAGGCGGAGAGGGUGUUUGGCAAGACAGCACUUGUUGCUACCAUUACAAGUGUUGGAUCUGGAAAACAGGAAUUGCGUCAAUGGCAAUCUGAUAUCGCGAAGAAAAUGUUGAACGAUGUACUUAAAAGAGCAAUAACAGACACCGAGCGAGUCCACAAUAGCAUCCAGAGCCGUUUUCAAGACCUUGGAAUCUAUUUUCGAUUCAACAUAGAGAGCAGCCCUCCUUUCGAUAGCUCUACUGGGAAGAUAACAAAAGCGCAGACGAUGGCAUAUCUCGAGGACGCAAUUACCAGUCAAAGGAUGGAUGGGGUCAUCAAACUGAUUCAAGACCGCAAGGGAAUAAAAGCAUUGAGAGAUCUCAAUUCCAUCACUAGCGUAGAAAUUACAUAUAAGCAAAGGCCUGCUGUUGUACCAUUUUUUGUUGGACGACAAGAUAUACUUGAUCACCUUCAUGAAACACACAUCGCAAAGCCAAGCCCACAAGGCGAAUACCCUAGCAUUAGCGUACUAACAGGUCUUGGUGGCUCCGGAAAGACUCAAAUAGCUCUACAAUUUGCAAAACAGUUUGAAUCUGCCUCUGAAGACCGAAUCAAGGAAGAUUACCAAGCCAUCAUUCGUUCACGUGGCCCCGCAUAUCGCUCAUCAACCUAUGAAGUUACUCUUCAGUGGCUCGUUAAUACAGAAAGCCCUUGGAUGAUCAUUGCUGAUAAUGCAGAUGAUCCCUCCAUUGACUUGCAUCCCUUUCUACCUCGAUGUCCUCGUGGUCAUUUCAUUAUCACAAGUAGAAAUGCCAACCAAGGAUUGAUGGCUCCAGCUCAUACCCAUCAUAUUGAAUCCUUGAAUACUGAUGAUUCGAUCAGGCUCCUACUCGAGGUCUCGGCAUAUGAGCCUAUUGAUGUCAACUUGAACCAUGCCGCAGCGAUUGUUCUGGCAUUGGGCCACCUUCCUCUUGCCAUUGCCCAAGCUGCCGGCUAUAUAUACAAACAUAA
Molecule: messenger RNA, 4607 nt
Organism: Acaulospora colombiana
Lineage: Eukaryota; Fungi; Glomeromycota; Glomeromycetes; Diversisporales; Acaulosporaceae
Source: the annotation of a GenBank genome assembly